Messenger RNA from Rotaria sp. Silwood1, 1632 nucleotides. Lineage: Eukaryota; Metazoa; Rotifera; Eurotatoria; Philodinida; Philodinidae. The record is from the annotation of a GenBank genome assembly.
AUGCUUUCAGCUGGAUUUUACUAUAUCAACAAUGGGGACACAGUCAGGUGUGAUGCAUGUGGACUAGAAGUAUCUGGAUGGACAUUGGAUAUGAAACCAUUCACUAUUCAUGCACAACGAAGUCCAACAUGUGAUUUUGUUCGUUCUGUUCUUCCCGAUCAAAUUAUGUCUGUAUCAUCAACGAUGAAUCUACUUUCAACGACUUCAGCAUCAACAGAUGAUGAAAAACCGUCUAAACGUCAAAAAAUAGAAGCAACACAACAGAUUUCUGAGCCGUGUCGACUUGUCGAAAUCGAUACUCUAAAGCAAAUACGCAAACGAACAUUUUCACAUUGGCCACAUCGAACAUCACCUUCAUCUGCACAAAUGAUUGAAGCCGGAUUUUUUGGUUGCAAUGUUGGUGAUCGGGUCAUUUGUUUGUAUUGCAAUUGUAUUUUUCAGCAAUGGACUCCACACACGGACGAUCCAUGUGAAGUACAUAAAACACUAUCACCAAAGUGUCCAUAUGUCAUAGCAAUGUUAAAACGGCAGCCAACAGGUUCCAUUCUUAUUAUCAAUGAAUUUUCAAAUAAUAGUCAUUCAUUGACUUCAAACAACACUGAUGCAUUUCGGUGUAAUGAAAUUGUGUACACCGCAGCAUGUCAUACAAAUUAUAUUGAAAUUCCUAGACGUCAUGCGUCUUUUGAUACAUGGCCGAAAGAAAAUUUGCCAUCUGUUGAUGAUCUUGUAAGAGCUGGUUUCUUUUACACAGGCACUAAAACUAUUGUGACAUGCUUUUAUUGUAAUGGGUCAUUACAAAACUGGGGAGCAAACGAUAAUCCAACGAUUGAACAUGCCCGUUGGUUUCCACAUUGUGCAUAUGCUAAACAGUUAUGUGGUCCAGAGUUGCAUCGAAAGAUCCAAGAAUCGAAAAGAAUUCAACAGGAACGAGCCAAGAUCAAGGAACCGAGUAAACAACUCGGAAUAACUAGCAAUAACAUGGGUAGAGGCUCACUGAACAUAUCAGAUGAGAGUACAUUGUCAAGAUUUGUUGCUGCUCGACUUGAUUUAUUUAUUGCACAAUGUUUACUCAACCGAAUGGUCAAACUAUCCAUUAUCAAACGUUGUUAUGAAGAUCAACUUCGAAUAAAGCAUGAUGAUUUCACCGAUGAUUGUGAUGUUCUAGUAGCGUGUAUAAUUCUUCAAAAACAAAUCGAACGUAUUGAUGGUAAAAAAGAAAACAUUAUUGUACCCAGUGUAGCGAUGAACAAGAUUCGCGAAGCAGAACAAGCAGCAAUCCGUGCUUGUGAACAAGGUGCCAGUUCAUCGACUUCAGUGAAUACCACAGUUGACACUGAUGUUGAAAUGUCAACAUCAUCGGAAUCUAUUAGAAAUGAAGUAAACAAACCGGAAUUAACAAUUGUUGAUCAACAAACGAAAAAUCAAAAAUCUUCUGCUGUAGAUCCGGCUUCGCAAAGUCAAACAGAUGGUUCAUCAUUAUCUGAUCGUUGUGUUUUAUGCUUGACGGAAGAAAAGCGUCUCGCUUGCAUUCCGUGUGGUCACCUAACCACUUGCGUUCCUUGCGGUCAUUCGCUCCGCUUAUGUCCUAUAUGUCGUCGAGAAAUUGAGGCUUUUGUUCGCAUAUACCUUUAG